This is a messenger RNA of Paracoccidioides brasiliensis Pb18, 939 nucleotides long. RefSeq lists its product as uncharacterized. Gene Ontology annotation, molecular function: protein binding. The coding region runs from base 1 to 939 and encodes 312 amino acids. The record is from RefSeq and is a predicted model, not a curated record. The transcript has 3 exons.
AUGCCUACGGAUCUAGAACAGCUCGUUGAGAUGGGCUUUGACGCAGAACGAGCCCAGCUAGCUGUGUCCACGACAGGAGGCUUACAAGGAGCCCUCGAAUGGCUCGAAACUAACCAAGACAAGUCUCUCGAUGAAAUCAAAGCUUCCAUCUCUUCGAAGAAAGACGUAGCCAUAAACCCAGACGAACCACCUGCCCUAAAACCAGGCGAGGAAGCAAGAAGCCUUGUCUGCAACGAGUGUGGGAAGAAGUUUCGCAGCCAGGCCCAAGCUGAAUUCCACGCAUCGAAAACGGAGCAUGUUGACUUUUCUGAAUCGACGGAGGAAAUCGCCCCGUUGACGGAGGAGGAGAAAAGGGCCAAAUUGUCAGAAUUGCGGGAGAAGUUAGCUGCAAAACGAGCGCAAAUGUCGGAGCAGGAUAAGAUUAAUCACAAGAGAAAUGAGGAAAUACGCAAAAAAUCCACAAAGGAAACGCAAGAUAUCAAGGAGGAACUCCAGAAGAAAGAGCGUUUGAAAGAAGCAGCAGAAAAGCGACGGGAAAGACAAACUGAAAUAGAAGCCAGGAUGCGUGCAAUCGCAAAGAUCGAAGCCGAUAAGGAGGAAAGACGGCAGCGUGCUGCGAGAGAAAAAGCUGAGCGGGAAGGUAGGGCGCCGCCACCAGCAGCCGAAGUUACAACCCCGCUUGCUCCCGCGACGUCGAAACCAGCUUCAGCAUAUACAGAAUGUAGACUACGAUUACAGACGCCGAAGGGAAAUGUUAUCAAGACGUUCCCUGUUGACACGACUUUGUUCGAGGUGGCGGCUGCACUGUCUCAGGAGGGUGACAUUGAAGUUCAAAGUUUUACGCAGAACUUUCCUCGGAAGGUGUACAAUGUGGAAUCGUUUGGGGAGACGUUGAAGGAGCUUGGGCUAAUUCCUAGUGCGAACUUGAUCGUGAAAUAG